Molecule: messenger RNA, 1062 nt
Organism: Aspergillus homomorphus CBS 101889
Lineage: Eukaryota; Fungi; Ascomycota; Eurotiomycetes; Eurotiales; Aspergillaceae
Exons: 1
Coding region: 15-812 (265 amino acids)
Source: RefSeq, a predicted model, not a curated record
UCCGCCCUCAUAUCAUGGCUUUUCCUCAGUUCUCCCGCCUCCCAGCAGAGCUCCGAAUCCAGAUCUGGAACGACAGUCUCCCGGACAAGCUGGGCCGCCCAAUUUAUCCGUGGAGGGAGGGCUGCUGGCAUUGGAUCUACCCCAACUCGGACCGCGAGGACGUAAUGCCUGAGCUUGAGUUUGGCUGUAAACUCCUAGACAAUGUGCGGCUGGAAGUGCCCCAGUUCUUCGUCAGUUGCGAGGCGCGGAUGGUCGUCACGAAAUGGGUUCAGCGUCAGGGGCUGAGGAUCAUGUUCGAUCGCGAAAGACAAUCAUUGGCUAUCGUCCGAGGCUUCGACUCCAAUCACGAUACGCUGUAUGUCUCGUCCGACGAUUGGGUGCAUUUCACUCUCGAGCCGCAUGACCGAAUCGAAGAGCUGGACCAGUUCAUCCGCAUCCCCACCCCGGCCGUCAAACACAUCGCCCUGCCCGAGGAACUGUUGGCGAAUUCCGCCGGCCUGUUCCACGAUCUCUUCGACCAUUUUCGGCAUAUCCAGACGGUCUUUGUGGUCAAGGACGUACCGUCCGAGCUGGAGCCUGACCAGCGGCCAGGGGAGCUUCAAGAUUGGUGGGAACUGCAGCGCACGUCGGGGGAGAUUCUUUCCUGGGACUUCGAGCAGCAUGAAUUCACGCCACCGGAGAAUGACAACAACAUCGAUGACCAACUACUCUAUGGAUUGAUCAAGCGAGCUAGCAUAGGAAUGCGUCGGGAACGACCAGAUGGGCUACCGCCAUCUUUCGAGGUGUGCCCGGUUGUUGCUGUCCGCAGAUGAACAGAUCGUGUCAGGAUGCAUGGUAGUGGUGUAUUGUUUUGUUUCUUGUUUUACUUUAGCGUCCAGAGCUCAACCAGGAGUCUAUGCCUUUUCUCACGAUGCUUUCUACGGUAUAGUCUCUUGCUUAGAUGCGAUAUUCAGUGUAUAGAUUGCAUGCCCCCUUCCCAUCCUCAUUGCCAAAUCAUCUAUCCAUUUGCGGUCCCGCUAUACAGCCACGGAUGCCUCUUGACAAUGACUACCCCUGUCUCAC